This is a messenger RNA of Aspergillus nidulans FGSC A4, 1305 nucleotides long. Its product is annotated as protein pgxA. Gene Ontology annotation, molecular function: galacturan 1,4-alpha-galacturonidase activity; polygalacturonase activity. The transcript has 6 exons. Gene Ontology annotation, biological process: pectin catabolic process; carbohydrate metabolic process. NCBI's taxonomy places the organism in Eukaryota, Fungi, Ascomycota, Eurotiomycetes, Eurotiales, Aspergillaceae. The record is from RefSeq and is a predicted model, not a curated record. Gene Ontology annotation, cellular component: extracellular region. The coding region runs from base 1 to 1305 and encodes 434 amino acids.
AUGAAGCUCUCACACCUCCUCACCUCCGCCGUGAGCGUCCUCUCCCUCGGCCUCACAGUCGAAGGCCACUUCUCACGCUCUCGAAAUGAUGCCGUAGGCCCCAAGCGGCCUUUCAAGCCUCUCCCCUACAGCCACCCACGCAAGAAAGUCUGCCAUGUGCGCUCCCAUGGCGACGGCCGCGACGACUCGGCGUUCAUCCUCUCCGCCUUGAAGAGCUGCAAUAACGGCGGAAAGGUCGUCUUCGCCGAAGAGAAGGAGUAUACCAUCGGCACGGCUCUAGAUCUGACGUUCCUGAAGCAUGUUGAUCUUGAAAUCCUCGGCCGCAUUCAGUUCACAAACGACACGGAUUACUGGCAAGCCAACUCUUUCAAACACACGUUCCAGAACGCAACGACCUUCUUCCAGCUUGGCGGCGAAGACGUGAACGUCUAUGGCGGGGGCACUCUCGACGGCAAUGGCCAAAUCUGGUACGACCUGUACGCUGAGGACCCGCUUAUCCUGCGCCCUAUUUUGUUUGGAGUGAUCGGCCUGCACGGCGGGACAAUUGGGCCGCUGAAGUUGCGCUACUCGCCGCAGUGGUACCAGCUUGUUGCGAACAGCUCGGAUGUGCUCUUCGACGGCAUCGACAUUUCCGGGUACAGCAAAAGCGAGAACGAGGCGAAGAACACGGAUGGGUGGGAUACGUACCGGUCUAAGAAUAUUGUUAUUCAGAAUUCGGUUAUCAACAAUGGGGAUGACUGCGUCUCCUUCAAACCGAACAGUACCGAAAUACUUGUCCAGAACCUGUACUGCAAUGGCUCGCACGGUAUCUCCGUUGGUUCGCUAGGUCAAUACAUUGGCGAGGUUGAUAUCGUCAAGAACGUGCUCGUCUAUAACAUCUCUAUGUAUAAUGCUUCUGAUAUGGCUCGCAUCAAGGUCUGGCCGGGCGUCGCAUCCGCCAUGUCCGAGGACCUUCAGGGCGGAGGCGGUCUCGGAUCAGUCUCAAAUAUCACCUACGAGGACAUGUACAUUGAGAACGUCGACUGGGCGAUUGAAAUCACACAGUGCUAUGGCCAAAAGAACAUGACCUUGUGCAACGAGUACCCGAGUAACCUGACCAUCUCUGACGUCUACAUUUCCAAUAUGUACGGAACGACAUCGUCAGCGCGGGAUCCGAACAUCGGCACAAUUGUUUGCUCGAGUCCGGAUGUUUGCUCCAAUAUCUAUGUUGAGAAUAUUGAUGUUGUCAGCCCGAGCGGUACAAAUGACUUUAUUUGCACGAAUGUCAACGAGAGUCUCCUGCAGGUUAACUGUACCUCUGGCUAG